AUGGCGGCACCAUUUCCAGCCGAUAGAGGUGGCGUGGCGGUGAUGGCAGGUCCGGUGGCUCCGCUCGAUCCGUCUCCGUCGAAGAUGAAGAACUCACCGCCGCAUAAGUCGCCGAUUCUGAUAUUCCUGCUGUUUCAUAAGGCUAUUCGCUCCGAGCUCGAUGGCCUCCACCGAGCCGCCAUGGCCUUCGCCACCAGGGCUUCCGGCGCCGCCGGAAUCGAGCCGCUGCUGGAGCGGUAUCACUUCCUUCGUGCCAUAUAUAAGCACCACUGCAAUGCGGAGGACGAGGUAAUCUUUCCAGCUCUGGAUAUACGUGUGAAGAAUGUGGCUCGAACUUACUCUCUCGAGCACGAAGGAGAGAGUGUUCUUUUUGAUCAGUUGUUUGAGCUGCUAAACUCGAGUAUGCAGAAUGAGGAAAGCUACCGGAGAGAGUUGGCGUCGUGUACUGGAGCUCUUCAGACUUCAAUCAGCCAGCAUAUGUCCAAGGAAGAGGAGCAGGUCUUCCCAUUGCUUAUUGAGAAGUAUUCAUGUGAAGAGCAGGCAUUGUUGGUCUGGCAGUUUCUGUGUAGUAUUCCUGUUAACAUGAUGGCAGAAUUUCUUCCAUGGCUCUCGUCCUCCAUAUCAUGCGAUGAACGUCAGGAUAUGCACAAGUACUUGAGCAAGGUGGUACCAGAAGAGAAGCUUCUGCAGCAGGUUGUAUUUUCCUGGAUGGAAGGGGUAAAAGCUUCUGCUUGCAGAGAUAAAUCGAAGGGUCAAUUUCAAGAUUCUGGAAAGAAGGUCCAGUGCUCAUGUCAGUCGUCCAAGACUUGUAAAAGGAAACGUGUGGAGCUAAAAUCUGAACAUUCCAGUAGUAUGUUAAAUCCUAUAGAUGAAAUGUUGCUUUGGCAUAAUGCUAUAAAAAGAGAGUUGAACGACAUAGCAGAGGCAGCCAAGAAGAUACAACUUUCUGGUGAUUUUUCUGAUUUUUCUGCAUUCAACAAGAGGUUGCAAUUUAUUGCAGAAGUUUGUAUUUUUCAUAGCAUUGCUGAGGACAAGGUUAUAUUCCCUGCUCUAGAUGCUGAACUGAAUUUCGCUCAGGAGCAUAGAGAUGAAGAAAUUCAAUUUGACAAGCUUAGGCGCCUCAUGGAAAGCAUCCAGAGGGCAGGAGCUGAAUCAUCUACAUCUGAAUUUUAUAUGAAGUUGUGCUCUCACGCUGAUCAGAUAAUAGAUAGCAUACUGAAACACUUCCAGAAUGAGGAACUUCAGGUGCUUCCACUUGCCCGUAAGCAUUUUAGCCCCAGAAGACAACGAGAACUUCUGUAUCAAAGCUUAUGUAUGAUGCCGUUGAAGUUGAUUGAAUGUGUCUUACCAUGGUUCGUAGGCUCACUUACUGAUGAGGAAGCAAGUUCCUUUCUUCAGAACAUUUAUAUAGCAGCUCCAGCAACAGAUUCAGCACUGGUCACUCUUUUUUCUGGGUGGGCAUGCAAAGGUCGUUCCGCAAACAUUUGUUUGUCUUCAAGUGCAAUUGGUUGUUGCCCUGCAACAACACUGACUGGAAGUGAAAGAGUGAUUAGCAAGAAACCAUUAUGUUUGUGCACCUCUAUGUUUUCCACUAAGCAAAGGCCUUUAUGCUUAUCAACAGAUGGAGAAGAUGAUAAUCAAAGGCCAUCCAAGUGUGUAAGUUUGGUGUCAUCUGUGGAAACUAUAGCAGGGCAGCCUAUAGACAAUGGAAAUACCCUUCAAAUAUCCUGCAGUAAGACAUGCUGUGUACCGGGGUUGGGGGUAAAUGACAGUAACUUGAGAGUGGGUUCUCUGGCUGCAGUAAAAACUCUGCGUUCCAUAUCUUUUAAUCCUUCAGCUCCUUCACUCAACUCCAGUCUUUUCAAUUGGGAAACAGAUUUCAGCUCUGCAGAUACUAGUACUGGAACUCGACCUAUUGAUAACAUAUUCAAAUUUCAUAAAGCUAUACGUAAAGAUUUGGAGUAUUUAGAUAUCGAAUCUGGAAAGCUUAAUGAUUGUAACGAGACUUUUAUCAGGCAUUUUUCUGGUAGGUUUCGUCUGUUAUGGGGUCUAUAUAGAGCUCAUAGUAACGCGGAGGAUGAUAUUGUAUUCCCAGCAUUGGAAUCGAAAGAGACUCUUCAUAAUGUUAGCCAUUCUUACACACUGGAUCACAAGCAGGAAGAGAAACUGUUUGAGGAUAUUUUUUCUGUUCUCUCUGAGCUUGCACAACUUAGCGAAUUCAUGAGCAUUAGACAUAUGUCUGGUGAUUCAGGACAAAGUAAUCGUGAUUCUUUUGAGCAUACUGAUACUUUGAGAAAGUACAAUGAGCUAGCCACAAAGCUUCAGGGAAUGUGCAAAUCCAUUAGAGUGACAUUGGAUCAACAUGUUUUCCGUGAAGAACUCGAGUUGUGGCCAUUGUUUGAUAAACACUUUUCUGUGGAAGAACAAGAUAAAAUUGUUGGUCGAAUAAUUGGUACUACAGGGGCGGAGGUUCUUCAAUCAAUGCUGCCAUGGGUAACUGCUGCUCUUACUCUGGAAGAACAGAAUAAAUUGAUGGACACAUGGAAGCAGGCAACCAAAAAUACUAUGUUUAGUGAGUGGCUUGACGAAUGGUGGGAUGGAAGUCGCGCUGAAUCUUCACAUACAGUGAAACCAGAAAGCUGUCCUUCUAUAGUUUCUGAUGUGGAUGCAUAUGCUAGCUUGGAACAGAGUGAUGAAACAUUUAAACCUGGAUGGAAAGAUAUAUUUCGGAUGAAUCAAAAUGAGCUUGAAUCAGAAAUUAGAAAGGUUGCUCGAGAUUCAACUCUUGAUCCAAGAAGAAAAGCAUAUCUUAUUCAAAAUCUAGUGACUAGUCGCUGGAUAGCUUCUCAGCAGAAAUCACCUCAAGCAGGUGUACUUGAAGGUUCAGAUGGUGAAGAUUUGCUUGGAUGUUCACCAUCAUUUCAUGAUUCAGAGAAAGAAGUGUUUGGCUGUAAGCAUUACAAAAGAAAUUGCAAAGUCCGUGCCAGUUGCUGUGGAAAACUAUUUACAUGCAGGUUUUGUCAUGACGAAGUGAGCGACCAUUCAAUGGAUAGGAAAGCUACAUCUGAAAUGAUGUGUAUGCGCUGCUUGAAGAUUCAGCCUGUGGGACCAGUCUGUACAACGUCUUCCUGUGGUGGAUUCCUGAUGGCAAAGUACUAUUGUAAUAUUUGCAAAUUUUUUGAUGAUGAAAGGACGGUUUAUCAUUGUCCUUCUUGCAAUUUAUGCCGUGUUGGGAAGGGACUUGGUGUCGACUUUUUUCAUUGCAUGACAUGCAAUUGUUGUCUGGGGAUGAAGUUGCUAGACCACAAAUGUAGGGAGAAGGGCUUAGAAAUAAACUGUCCCAUUUGCUGUGACUUUCUGUUCACGUCAAGUGCAACUGUGAGAGCCCUUCCUUGUGGUCAUUACAUGCAUUCAGCCUGCUUCCAGGCAUACACUUGUAGUCACUACAUUUGCCCAAUCUGCAGCAAAUCUUUGGGAGAUAUGGCGGUUUACUUUGGCAUGCUUGAUGCACUACUGGCUUCUGAGGAACUCCCAGAAGAAUACAGGGAUCGCUGUCAGGAUAUCCUGUGCAAUGACUGUGAUAAGAAGGGUACAGCACGGUUCCACUGGCUGUACCAUAAGUGCGGCUCUUGUGGAUCCUACAACACCAAAGUAAUCCGGAUGGAUUCGACCUCCCACUGCUUAACAUCAGGCAACUAAGAUGACAUAUCCUAUCGACGUCCCACAUUCCCAGCUCCCACUCAGGUUUCAUCUGUGGGUGUAUAUACAGUUUACUUUUAGGCAUCACCACCCGGCAUAGUCCUCUGCAAAUCGGACUCAGCCACUCACUAUGUACCAUAGUAUAUUCAGUUUUCCUAAUUUUCAUACCCCUGAUAAAUAAUCGAAAGUUUUAUUACAUUUCCGGCGGGGUCUGAAAAACGAUUGUACUUCCUCUGAUAAAUGCCAGGUGUUGAGGACUUGAGAUCAUGAACUUGUACUCGAGUGAGCCAGACCCUAUCAAAGAGGCUCCCGCCGUCCCGCGCUUAAUUUGGGAUUUGUACACACUUGGGAUCCAAUCGUGCUUCGUGCACACAUCACAUAUCGACAAUAUAUAUGGAUUCUUUUUUAGCCGGAAUUUUAAAUCUAUUGUCAAACUGGUGACCUUCAAAAGCAGAGACCAUUGUAUCGAAUAAGAAAGUAUAAAAAUU
This is a messenger RNA of Fragaria vesca subsp. vesca, 4187 nucleotides long. RefSeq lists its product as uncharacterized. Gene Ontology annotation, molecular function: ubiquitin protein ligase activity; zinc ion binding. Bases 1 to 3699 code for a protein of 1232 amino acids. Gene Ontology annotation, cellular component: nucleus. Lineage: Eukaryota; Viridiplantae; Streptophyta; Magnoliopsida; Rosales; Rosaceae. Gene Ontology annotation, biological process: ubiquitin-dependent protein catabolic process; protein ubiquitination. The record is from RefSeq and is a predicted model, not a curated record. The transcript is spliced from 14 exons.